AAAAAAGCAAUGUUCAAUAAUAAUGAUAGAUUGGUCCGUCGUAUUGGCCGUGCGUGGGCGAAAUAGGCCAGCCCAGCCGCGGUUAUUGCUCUGGCUAGCGCCCCAGCUUGUUGCUGUGCGGGUUCCUGCUAUUAGUACCACUCUCCAAUCUCCGCUGGCUUGUGACACUCUUCUUCCUCCCAUUACCCCGUGCAACCUGCCUGCCUGUGCUUAGUCGAGCUCGACGUCGCUAUUGGUGCUUUUCCAUCGCUCCUAGAUUUCACAUUUCCCUACUCUCACCCCCAAAAAAAGAAUUCGAAACAGCUGCCUUUCUGGUUGUUGCGCCAUCACCACCAAGCUUCCCCUUCUUUCUAUCCCACAGGCGACGAAGCCCCCUAUAUCCCUUGGUCAGGGCCCCUUUCAGCAUUCCCAACUGUCAGAGAUGUCCGCUGCUACCGCUCCGAUCGAGAAGAAGCCGGUCAAGUUUAGCAACCUGCUACUUGGCGCGGGGUUGAAUAUGUUCGAGGUUACAACAUUGGGACAGCCGCUGGAAGUGACUAAGACAACCAUGGCUGCCAACCGUAGCGAUACGUUUGCCGGUGCCAUGAGACGGAUUUGGGGGCGCGGCGGUAUUUUCGGCUACUACCAAGGUCUCAUUCCCUGGGCCUGGAUUGAGGCUUCCACCAAAGGCGCCGUCCUCUUGUUUGUGGCGUCCGAGGCUGAAUUCUACGCGAAAAGCGCCGGCGCUUCGGAUUUCCUUGCAGGUAUUGGCGGUGGUAUGGCUGGCGGUGUUGCCCAGGCCUAUGCCACUGUUGGCUUCUGUACCUGCAUGAAGACGGUCGAGAUCACCCGACACAAGCUGUCUGCCUCUGGUGUUAAACCCCCAAGCACCUGGCAAACCUUCAUGGACAUCUACCGCAAAGAAGGUAUCCGUGGUAUCAACAAGGGUGUCAAUGCAGUCGCUAUCCGUCAAACCACCAACUGGGGCUCGCGCUUCGGUCUCUCUCGAUUGGUAGAGAACGGUAUCCGCAAAAUGAACAACAAGGAAGAUGGCCAAAAAUUGACUGCCGCUGAAAAGAUCGUUGCGUCUGGAUUAGGUGGUGGCUUGUCCGCCUGGAACCAGCCUAUCGAGGUCAUCCGUAUCGAAAUGCAGAGCAGAACCGAGGACCCUAACCGCCCUAAGAAUCUGACUGUCGGAACAACAGCCAAAUACAUCUACCAAACCAACGGUCUCAAGGGUCUUUACCGAGGAGUCGCCCCACGUAUCGGUCUAGGCAUGUGGCAAACCGUAUGCAUGGUUGCUUUGGGUGAUUUGGCCAAGGAUGCUGUAGAAAGGCUCACUGGUGAAUCCGUCACCGCAAAGCACUAGGAGGGUUUGGAAUACCCCUCGCAUUUGGUGUUACUAUGAUAGUCCUAGCCCAAAAUGGAUUCCCUUUGUAUUCUUCAUGGUUCGCGUCACUGAAGGCCCACAUAUGAGGCGUUUUGUGACGACUGAUGUGACUUUAUAAAUGUCGUGGUUAUUGACCUGGAUAUAGACUUAAUUUGUUGUAUGGAUAGAUAUUUGGAUUUGCUCUCGUGGGAGACAGACCCAUGAGUUCAAUUUAUGACAUUCAUUUUUCAUAUUCUACUUUGGCUGCUAUUUUAUUAUUGCAAGCUAUUCAGUGGUAUAGUCGCGCAGUUUUUAUGUCUGAGUACAGGUACAAAUAUUUGGUUUGGAUAGGAGGCAACUCUUUGUCAAUACCAUGUUAAUCUUACAAACAAAUGGC
Messenger RNA from Talaromyces proteolyticus, 1745 nucleotides. RefSeq names its product putative mitochondrial DNA replication protein. Gene Ontology annotation, molecular function: tricarboxylate secondary active transmembrane transporter activity. NCBI's taxonomy places the organism in Eukaryota, Fungi, Ascomycota, Eurotiomycetes, Eurotiales, Trichocomaceae. The transcript is spliced from 6 exons. Gene Ontology annotation, biological process: mitochondrial citrate transmembrane transport; alpha-ketoglutarate transport. Gene Ontology annotation, cellular component: mitochondrion. The record is from RefSeq and is a predicted model, not a curated record. Bases 422 to 1348 code for a protein of 308 amino acids.